UCUAUCUCUCUCCUUCUCAUUCUAUUUCUCUCGUCACACUUCACUUCUCUCCCCUCUCCUCUUCCUUCUCCCACGAGUCCUUCCACACUUCUCACUUUUUCACUCUCUUUCAUUUUUGCUAGUUUUCUUUCAAUUUUUAUUCCCCACUCUUCCAUAUUUCCCAGGGUGCCCUUUUUGUACUACUCAACGGGUGACAGAAUAUAAUAACACUAAUAAGGCCUAUGGAAUCGUCAAAGGUACGCAUUUGCCUUUGGGCAUCCCGACUGUACUCAGAUGGUCUCGAUCUUCUGAAGAAUCGAACGAGAUAGAAGAAUACAAAGUUGUUUUAGGAAGAUAAACAUGUAAACAAGGAAUUUUUAAUCAUUUUAUAUUCUCUAUAUAUAUAUAGAGAGAGAGAGAGAGAGAGAUAUUAAACGUUUUAAAAGAAAAACAAACAAACAAACAAAUAUUUGAAUCAUCAUGGUGUUUUAUUCGAUGAAUAUUUUACAGUGAUCAAAAAUAUGAUAAUAGAACAUUGAUUGUUCUUCUUCCCUUAGAAGGAAGAAGGACGAUAAAUUUAUAACUAAUCGAAUAGUUGUAAUAUUCCGUAUAUUAUUCGUAUUCGUAAUCGUUAAUAGUGAAAAAGAAAAAAAAAGUGUGGACCCGAUAAUAAUAAUAAUAAUUAUUAUUAUUUCAAUUGAUACCUUUUAAUUGGGAAAAGAAGAAGAAGAAAAAAAAGUUUUACUAGACACGUUUAAAACAGUUAUUAAGUUUAUUUAUUAACAGUUGAAAGAAAAUAUACAAAGAAGAAAGUGAAGUUAAAUUAAAAGAAAAAAAAAACACACACACACACAAUAACCCACCACUCACCCGCCUUAAAACGUUUAAUCCCCCCGCCGAUUGUGUGAGAUCGGCCGUUCGAGUGAGUGAACGAAAGCGAACGAACGUAUGACCAAGUUGAAAGGUUGGGUGUAGGUGGGCUACAAAGGUUGAGGGUUCUCUGUGCGGGAUUAUAAUUCGUGUGCGCGAAAUAAAUUAUUCUUAAUAAAGAUUUGUAAGGGAUGUCACGGAGAAAGCAGGCCCGACCGAGCCGUGCCCAUCUCGAGGAGGAUCUUGUUCAGGGCCAACUCCUGAUCGAUCAUCGUCUUCAUCAUCAACAUCAUCAUCAUCAUCAUCAUCAUACACAUCAUCCGGUUCGAAGCAUCGUUAACGAGAUCAGGGAAGAAAAUGAUUUCACAUCGGACGGUGAGGAAAGCGGCGGCGGUGGUGGAGGAGGAGACGAAGCUGUUGAUCUUACAGCAGCCCGAACGCAUCAUCACGGAGAGGAUGAUGAGAAGGAUCAAGAGGAUCCAUUGGAUGAGGACGAGGAUGGCGUUGACGAGCAAGACGAACAGGAGGAUGACGAAGAAGGCACGCGAAAACAAAUGCAUCAUAGACAGGAUGCAGAAAAUAAUAAUAAUUUCGUUGAGGGUGGUGCGAGUAGCGGGAUCUUUCCACCGGCCGGUACUAGUCACGUCACACUCGAAGCCCUUCAAAAUACGAAAGUGGCCGUCGCUCAAUUCGCGGCAACUGCAUUAUCUGGCGGGGCGGACAGCGAGGCGGCCUUACAGGACUUGGCCCUUUUGCAAAGUACCCUUUACACGCUGCAACAUCAGCAGGUUUUUCAAUUGCAGCUGAUAAGUCAGUUGCAACAACAAUUGUCAAUAACUCACAAUCAAUCGUUGCCGCAAUCAUCGACGGCCGAACCGUCCAACAACAGCAAGGAAGCUUCGCCGUCUCCCGUGCUGCAUCCAAAAGCAAUAUCCACGCUAACCUCGCCGACGUCCUGCCAAUCACCAAGCAGUAGUAGUCAUCGGCAACAAAGUUCGCCGGCACCGGCAACGCCUAAUCUGGCCCAAGAACGGCCUACGCCUAGUAGCAGUGCUUCUCCUCUCAAUUUGCCGCUACAAGCUACGCCUAACGUCUCCUCGAGCGUACCAACGACGAGUAAUAAUAGUAGCAGUUUAGCAUUGUCCCAUCAAAUGCCACCGCUAUGCUCUAUAAGUUCCUCGUUGGCGUCCUCGAUAAUAACCAAUACGGAUCCACCGCCGCUACACGAACCGAACACCCUCGAAAUGCUACAAAAACGAGCUCAAGAGGUUUUGGACAAUGCCAGUCAAGGACUACUCGCUAAUAACCUCGCGGACGAGCUCGCCUUCAGGGGUGGCAAGGGUUCUCGGCUUUCGCCUUACGACUCGAAAUCGGGGGGCAGCAGGGGAGAGCAUUUCUUCAAGCACCGAUGUCGUUACUGCGGCAAGGUUUUCGGCAGCGACUCGGCCCUACAGAUCCACAUACGAUCCCAUACAGGUGAGCGACCCUUUAAAUGCAACGUCUGCGGCAGCCGAUUCACAACGAAGGGAAACCUCAAGGUCCACUUCCAGAGACACACGGCUAAAUUUCCGCACGUUAAAAUGAACCCGAAUCCCGUCCCCGAGCAUCUCGACAAGUUUCACCCGCCUCUCCUUCAACAGAUAGCCUCGGGUCAAAGGCCGAUGCCGUCUACGCCACCUCCGCCUCCUCCUUCGCAUCAUCCACCCCCGUUUCAUCCAGCAGCUACGGCCCACGGAUUUCUCCCUCCUCAGCCACCCCUGUCUAUACCUCUCACCUUAUCCGGAAUGCCAUCCCUUUACCGUUCUCCCCUUAUUAAUCCUCGCGACGACCAGGAAUUACCGGAAAACUUGAGUAAACCGCCCGUAACCACGGUACCGACGGCCACCUCGCCCCUUUCCCCGGCUGCUCUAUCCAACUCCCAUCAUUCCUCCUUCCACGAUAAUCAUCAACAACAGCAGCAACAGCAGCAACAACAGCAGCAGCAACAACAGCAGCAACAGCAACAACAGAAACAACUUGAGCAAGAGGAAAUUAAAAUGGAGCAGCGUUCACCCCUUCAGGAAAGAUACCAGCAACGACCUACCAGCAGAGAUGGUACCGAUAGAAUAACGCCGAAGAAAGAACCCGAGGACACCGAGGAACCAGUCGAAGAAGAGACCGAAGAUUUCGAAGAAACGACAAGGCGAUAUCUCGCUUCUCCUCCCUCUUCGGUAAACCCACCCUCCCAACCUCAAACCUAUGAAGAUUGUAGUAUGGAUAGUAAGAUAAGUGGCAGAUUGGAGGCCGAUGGUGAUAUGGAGGUGGAUGAGGAGACCGAGGAACAACCGGAAAAUCUUUCUAGUCGAGGUACGGCCGGUCGUUUGCCUCAACAAAUCGUCGCCUAUCCAGGAGCAUCACCGGCCAGUAGCAGUGCGAGUAGCGGAAGCGUUCAAACAUCUUUCGCUGGGAUUCUAUUCCCUGGGCCAACUAGCAUUCAUCAAAUACCCCAUCAUACCGUCGCAAACGCUACCGUCGCGCCAACCGUUUCGGCGACCGAGAUGAUCGUCGAUCCAUCCAAGGAUCCAGCGAUAUACUCGAGUCUUUUACCAAGACCUGGAAGCAACGACAAUUCCUGGGAGAGUCUUAUAGAAAUAACGAAAACGUCAGAGACAUCGAAACUGCAACAAUUGGUCGACAACAUAGAACACAAAUUGACUGAUCCAAAUCAAUGCGUAAUAUGUCACAGAGUAUUAUCUUGCAAGAGUGCACUGCAAAUGCAUUAUCGAACGCAUACGGGGGAACGUCCUUUCAAAUGUAAAAUAUGCGGACGAGCUUUUACCACUAAAGGUAAUCUUAAAACCCAUAUGGGCGUACACCGUGCUAAACCCCAGUUAAGAGUGUUUCAUCAAUGUCCCGUUUGUCAUAAAAAAUUCACGAACGCUCUCGUACUACAACAACACAUACGUCUGCAUACAGGCGAGCCAACAGAGCUCAGUCUGGAGCAGAUACAAGCUGAUGAAGUGGGUGAACUCCCUCCGGGUUACGCGCAUCAUCCGUUAGCUACCUUCCUACCUCAAGUAUUUCCACCGAUUCAUCCGUCGAGCUCGGGUUUCACUUUAGGAUUUCCACCUUCCCGACAACCCCCCAUUGAACGGCAACUUCCGAAAAACGAUGCCGAUCUUAAAGAAGAAUCCCAAUCACAUCAACAUCAACACCAACUUCACCAUCAACCCGAACAACAUCAUCAACUUAAUCAGCAUCAACUUAAUCAACCACCACCACCACCACAACAACAACAAAAUCAAAACCUACAACAACAACAACACCAACAGAGAUACAUGGACGAACAUAACGAGGAAGUGGAAGAGCAAGAAGACGAAGAGGAAGAUCGUAGGGAGGAUGACGAGAGGUGCGAGAUCAAUCGAGACAGGUGUAUACAGGAUACGGAAGAAGAACAGGAUCAUGAGACUGAAGAAAGCGAACAAAGGGAAAUAUCACCGUCGAAUUUUUCUACGUCAUUGGUGGCAUUGGAAAAUCAAGUACGAACUAUAACAACAACAGCUAUAGGUACGGGAUCAAGUGUCCUUGCUAGAUCACCAACGUAUCAUCGUUACAACGGUAGCGAGAAAAGCAAUAGCCCUCCAAGUGGUGCAGCACCCCUUGAUUUAACCCCACGAGCUUCUUCUACACCUGCAUCAGUGUCGUCAGCAGCAACACCGCCACCCCAGACAACGACGACACCCCAUCACGCGCCGCAUCCUUUCGGAAUGUUCGCAGGCCUCUUGCAGACGGUCUCCUCGCCAUCCACCAGCACAAUGGGUUCCUCGUCCAGCAUAAACAGUGUUACUUCGAUGAAUACCGUCCCACCACCACCUCCUCCUGGCAGCAGUGCCACUGGACCACUAGCAUCUUUGACAUCAUCCGCAGUACUUGCUGCUACGUCGACAUACAAUCCGCUCGGCCUAGCUGUAGGAGGGCCAGCAGUACGUGGAAAUACUACGUGUAAUAUCUGCUACAAGACAUUUGCGUGCAACUCUGCUCUGGAGAUUCAUUAUCGAAGUCACACGAAGGAACGGCCUUUUAAAUGCACCGUAUGCGACAGAGGAUUUUCAACAAAGAAUGCUGGAUCAGACGUAUGCUCUUCGUGCGCGGAACAACGUAAGCCCUUUACCAUAAAGGGCAGUACAACUCAACAACAACAACAACAACAACAACAACAAACGAAUAACCGAUAUCAGAACGAGGAUAGAAGAACGUCGACUAGCGGAAACGAGGAGAAACCCAAACGCAGGCGGCGGAGGCCUGAGGAACGGAAGAACCGGGGGCGGACCGGGACAGGAGGGGGGCGGGGGCUGACGUCGAUCUAUUCAACCGUCCGCCUGCCCCCGCUGAUGCCACCCGCCCUCGGACUUCUCACCUCGGACCACGUCUUCCUGGGCAACAUGAAACAGCACAUGCUGACACACAAAAUACGCGAUAUGCCAUCCCAUCUGUUCACCGAUGCGAAACAACAACAACCACCACCACCACCACCACCAUCACAACAACAACCACAACAACAACAACAACAACAACAGCAACAACAACAACAACAACAGCAACAGCAAAGCCAGGAUCACGAGAAUUCUAGGAGUCCAAUGUGCAGUGACGAUUUGAGUUUACCACCACCAUCUUUACCACCACCACCACCACCACCACCACCACCUGUACCACCUACGUCGAUCGAGUCAGGUGUACCAAUGAAGAGAUCUCCACCUGAAGGUGAUCUUCCUGCGCCUAAAAGACUAGCCAGCGUGCCGAGCAAACACUUGUGCCAGAUUUGCAAUAAGAAUUUCUCAUCAUCUUCGGCCCUCCAGAUCCAUAUGAGAACACAUACCGGAGACAAACCAUUCCGAUGCACCGUCUGCGCUAAGGCCUUCACCACCAAGGGUAAUUUAAAGGUACACAUGGGCACACAUAUGUGGACCAACGGAGCUCAUCGUCGAGGUCGACGCAUGUCGUUGGAUCUGCCACCUCUGCCCAUCACACCCAAGGACUCGGACUUUCUUCAACGACGGCCGGAUCUUUUCUAUCCUUAUCUACCCGCGCCAUUCCUUAACGGAGUACAAAAGUUGAACGAGAUAUCGGUGAUUCAAAGUAACAACGGAUUGCCAGCCCAUUCUGUAGGAGCAGCAAAAUAUGCCGGAUUAUUUGGAACAGUUUACGGUGGUAACGGAGGAGGUGGUUUUCCCGGUGACAAACAACCCAUGGCACCAACAAGUAACGGUCCAUUGGUCGACGGUAAACCAGCGAUACCAACUGGUUCGAUGCUAUUUCAGACACCGUCACCUUCACAUUCACCUGGUACACCAUCAUCUAACAGUGGCAAUCAAAAUUCGGCUAGUAUGCCAUCAUGGACGACGAGUCCUAACGAUCCUUUGCAACAUCAUUUUGAUCGUGAACCACCCGGUAGAACGGAAAAUGCAUCAACACCACCUUCGGCGAGAUUACCGCCACCUUCGGCGCCUAGGGGCGAAGGUUUAGCCGCGUGAACCUUGACAUAUCCUUGGAUUUUAUCGUAAAGUCCUUAAUUCUCGCUAUUUAUGUACAGUUUAGGAGUAAUAAUUAUAAUUAUAAU
Molecule: messenger RNA, 6445 nt
Organism: Polistes dominula (European paper wasp)
Lineage: Eukaryota; Metazoa; Arthropoda; Insecta; Hymenoptera; Vespidae
Gene: salm
Product: spalt major
Biological process (GO): regulation of transcription by RNA polymerase II
Cellular component (GO): nucleus
Molecular function (GO): DNA-binding transcription factor activity, RNA polymerase II-specific; RNA polymerase II cis-regulatory region sequence-specific DNA binding
Source: RefSeq, a predicted model, not a curated record